Messenger RNA from Suillus bovinus, 1869 nucleotides. RefSeq names its product major facilitator superfamily domain-containing protein. Lineage: Eukaryota; Fungi; Basidiomycota; Agaricomycetes; Boletales; Suillaceae. The coding region runs from base 137 to 1645 and encodes 502 amino acids. The transcript has 9 exons. Gene Ontology annotation, molecular function: transmembrane transporter activity. The record is from RefSeq and is a predicted model, not a curated record. Gene Ontology annotation, biological process: transmembrane transport.
GGGGGCAAUGGGCAUCACACGUAACUUUCGUGGAGAAAUAGAGGUCCAAACUUUUGAAUUCUCGCCAGUGGUCAAUGCAUAAAUAUGCCAUCUCUCUUGAAUUUGAAUUCCCUUGCCUUUGUCAUCGUUUUCAACUAUGAUACCCGCCAACACUAUUCCCAACGACACGACUAAUCACGAUGAGACAUCUCCACUUCUCCGUCCUUCCAAUGCUCACAAUGCUGAAGCUCAAAUUGCUGAGAAACCCAAGUCUACUCCUCUACCAAAGGGCCAACUCACAGCACUCUGCAUAGUUCGUUUAAUCGAACCUAUAGCCUUCACCCAGCUCUUCCCAUACGUCAACGAGUUCAUGAGCGAUCUCCACCUCACAGAUGACCCAUCAAAAAUCGGCUUUUACAGCGGCUUGGUUGAAAGUGUUUUUGCUAUAUCUCAACUGUGUUCCAUCUACCACUGGGCUAAGAUAUCAGAUGUGAUUGGACGACGCCCUGUGAUAUUUUUGGGCAUAAUCGGGCUCGCCACCACCACGCUGAUGUUUGGUUUAUCCAAAUCGCUGGUUAGUGUCUUAGUGGCACGUUCCUUAGGCGGUCUAUUUUCGGGAAACAUCGCUGUCGUCCAUUCAGUUCUGGGAGAAAUCACCGAUUCCACAAAUCAGAAUGUGGCGAUGCCCAUAUACGGUCUCUGCUGGCCUAUUGGCUCAAUCAUCGGACCACUCAUCGGUGGAACGUUCUCUCACCCAGCCUCAAAAUAUCCCAAAAUGUUAGGAUACCGGUUCCUUGAGGAUUACCCCUAUUUCCUGCCAGGCUUCGUUGCAUUCAUCAUCGCUAUUAUUGGUGUUUUCCUUGGGUUCAUUUUCCUUGAUGAGACUUUGCCCAGCAAGCGCAACGGCAAGAAAAGCGGUUCUCCUAAUACAAGCACCAAUGACGAUAGUGUCACAACUGCACCGGCUCUUCCUGAGAAGCCUUUUGGUGUUUCUAAAUUAUUAUUGAUACCAAUCAUGUCGUCUUUGGCAGUAUCUGGUUUCAUGCUCAGCUGUCUUGCCACAUCCUUCGAUGUUGUAUUUGUCUUGUUCUGCUACACGCCCAUUGAAUUGGGCGGUCUGGCGUUCUCAGCAUCACAAAUCGGAUACUCUCUUGCCAUCGCGGGUGUUAUUGGUGCUGCUAUCCAACUUUGUAUCAUGUCCUACCUCCUCCGAACGUUUGAAUCUGUGAAGAUAUAUAGCUUCUGCAUGGGCAUAUGGCCUUGGACCUUCUUCGUAUUGCCUUUUCUGAACCUCAUCGCUCGUGCUGGCUUGGAUGAGACCACCGGCGAACUCGGAACCACCGUAGUUGCUCUGGUGUGGGCUGGUAUCGCUUUCGCUCUCUUGUUGACCAAGGUCGCUACUAUUGCCUAUUCUGUCAGCAUGAUCCUUACUAAGGAGAACGCUCCGAAUCCUGCAUCGCUGGGGCAGUCCAAUGGCAUAGUCCAGUUUGCAAUGUGUUUUGCGCGAUCAUUCUCUCCCUUUGUGGUCAGCGCUUUGUUUUCAGUCUCCACAAAGUACAACUUAUUAGGCGGAUACCUGUGGCUUAUUAUUAUGAUGAUGGUCUCGUUCCUGGGCAUGGCGGUAACACGCAAGGUCGAGCAGAACAGUGUGAAGACAAUCGGUUGAACGAACUAUUCCCAAUGCAAAACCUACCGCCUAUUGCGGUAAGCAAUCACAUGCACAUUGUAUAUUCCCAAGGCAUAUGUUAUGACACUCAUGACUAUACACGUCCAUUUCAAUCUUUGCUUAUAUCCGUUUCUCGCUAUUGUUAUCCACAAGUCAUGCUAUUUUCUCUUUCCUUCCAAGGGCACUUCCUAUACCGAUCAACAUGUACUUGUUCCGAUACCACC